This is a messenger RNA of Caenorhabditis sp. 36 PRJEB53466, 9531 nucleotides long. The record is from the annotation of a GenBank genome assembly. Lineage: Eukaryota; Metazoa; Nematoda; Chromadorea; Rhabditida; Rhabditidae.
AUGAGCGAGGCGACGGAAAAAGGUCUAGGUGAGCCGAAAAACGGUUUGGACCAGAGAUGUUGGGAAUUCCGUGUUCCGUGUUCCGUGUUCCGUGUUCCGCGUUUUAUUGCAAUAUUUUUUCCGUGUUCCGUGUUCCGUAAAAAAAAAUUUCCGUGUUCCGUGUUCCGUAGAAAUAAGUUUUUUCCGUUUUCCGUGUUCCGUGUUCCGUAGAGUAAAAUUUUUAUUCCCAACAUCUCUGGUUUGGACACAACGUUGUAGAUCCCGAUUACAGAUGCAACGGGACGCGAAACGACGUUGCCGGCAGUUUGGAGACCGGACAGCCAGGGACCACGUGGAGAGGGAUUGGCGGUUUAUAGGCCGAGGCAUAAGAGUGAGCGAACGGGAUCCAGUUAGAGGUACCAGGGGAUCUUUUUUUUUGCAGGAUUCUGGUGGUGGAUCUGGGAGGGAAUAAAGGCGGUCGUGAGCCUCGCGCGCAUGGUCCUCGACAUCAUCAGUCCGGUGCUGACGGCGCUCAAGUCGGUCGGAUUCAUCGGCUCGCUGAUCGCGUGCGUCGUGUUCCCGCCCGCCGGACUCACCGCCCUCGCCGCCACCACCGCCAUUUCGGCGAUGCACGUCGGCGUGACCGUCGCCGAUGGGGCGCUCAACGACGGAAAACCGCACCCGUCGCUGGGAAAAGUCGGCGAGAUUUUGGAGGGCGUCGCGCAGAUCGCCGGCUACGUCGACACCGCCCUCGCGUUCGUCGACUUUACGAAUCCCGUCAAGGCGGUCAUGAACGUGGCGAAACUCGCGAAAACGGCCGGCAAAAUCUGGAAGGCGGUGAAGAACGUGCCGAAGAUGGUGAAAGGCGUCGGCGGAUUCAGAGGAGUCAUUGGAUCGGCGAAAAAAGUGAUAAAAGGCGCGGGCGGUUCGAAACGCGCCGUCGGCAAGAUUCUCGACGCGGCGACAGACGUGAGCGUCAAAGUGCCGGGACUCGAGAAGACGAAGAAGGUGCUGGGAGAGGUGAAACGGAUUGUCGACGCGAGCGACAAGCUCGGCGAGGCCACCAACAUCUUGGGCGAGUACGUGCCGAUUGUCGCGAAGCUGGGCAAUGUGAAGGAUGUGAGGGCGGCGAUGAGCACGGCGAGACAGAUUGGCGCGGCCGUCGACUCGGCCGACGACGUCAAAUCGGCACUCGAAAGCGUCUCGACGAUCGGCAAGAGCGUGGGCGGCACCGUGGAAAACGCGAACAAGGCCCUCGACGUUGUCGAUUUGGUGUCGGGCGGCGCGGUGAACACGGAUGCGGCACGUGCGGCGCUCGACACGUUCCGAGACGUGUCCAAGUUGUUGGGCGGCAGCACGAAGGGCGUCAAGAAGGGAUUCGGAGCGUUCAAAGAACUCGUGGCACGGGCGAAGAGCAAAGAGGCAAUGAAGGGACUGAUGGGAAUUGUGAAAGAGGCGGCGAAAAACGAAGCGGAUCCGCGGAACUUCAAGAAACAGAUGCAGAGGCUGGCGAGCAUUCGAACGUUUGAAGACGUGCCGAGGAUUCUGAAGGGUGUCGGAGGAGUGCCCGAUCAGUACACGGAUAGUAUUGAGAACUUUCGAGACUCGAUGAACUUGUUUUGGAGCCUGCCCGACGAGGUGAAGGAUAUGAACGACGUGCGGAAGAUUGUCGACUCGUUCCACGCGCUCCCCGACAAAUUCCAAAACGACGAACUCAACGGGAUCAUGGAUAAGACGAUGGAAGUCGUCGAGUCGGUGGUCAACGAUCCCGCCGCGUUCGGCACGCUCUUCGAUUCGAUGAGCCACCUCCAAAGUGCGAUCAAAGAUCGCGCAAAGCUGUCGGAAAUUGUGAAAAGUGUGAAGGGCAUUUCGGGCGGCGCUGGCGCUGCCGUCGACGAGCUCUUCGACGCGUUCCAGAGUGUUCCGCGAGGCGUCACCGACCUGGCAGCCGUCCGAGACACUUUUGACGCGCUGGCAGCGGUGCCCGACGCGAUGGCCGACGAUGAGAGCGAGCCGCAGAGGUGGUUCGAAGCGAUGGAGGGCGUCUCGAGAGCCGCCGAGUGUGUGGAAGUCGUCGCCGCGUUCACGCCGAUCUCUGCGUUGAUGGGCGGCGAGAAGUCGUUCGCGGAGACACUGGAGAUUCUCGGAUUAUUCGAGAAACUUGCCGGUUUUGUAAAAGACGUUGGCGGCUUCAAAACACUCAUGGACAGUUUUCACGUACUUACCGAAUCGGGCAACUCGCCGGCGAUGAUCAAAGCGCGUAUGGAUGCGGCGAACGCAAUCGGCACCGCUUUGGCGCCGAACGUCGAUCGAAACGCGCCGAACGCGAUUCUGUCGGUGCUUCCGCUCAAAACGAGCUCUACGCACAGUCUGCAGAGGAUUCUGCGCGCGUUCACCCUCGUCACGCACUUUCCGAUCCAACUCAACGAGCUGCAGUACGUGCUCAAAGUGCUGAGCGAGGCGAAGGGUGUUCAGACGUCCGGCGAGUUGCUCGACGUGCUCAACCAACUCGGCACGUUCUCGGACUCGAUGAACUCGCUUCAGGACUAUAAAGAUUUUUCGCGACAAGUGGCACACUCGCUGGAGCACGUGCACGACGAGCCGGCGCUUCAGGGAAUGCUCCGAUGGGCCGAGCUGGUGACGAACAAAACUGGGAACACGACGAGCGUCGUCGCCGACGGAAUCGCCGCGCUUCAGACCAUUUCGGAGUGUGUCAAGAGUUUGGACAAUGUGAACGCGGUGCUUGAGACGAUCGGCACUCUGUCGAAGGGUGUCCGGGCAAUCGAAAACAUUGACGGCUUCUUCGACGCGUUCACCAACCUCACGAGAGUCUUCAAAACGCCGGCCGCCUUCGACACUCUCUUGGAGCACUUUGUGGAGCACGCCGACCUGAGCAAGUCGCUCAACGAGAUUCAAAGUGUGUACGGAGCCCUGGGAGAUCGGCUCGCGCGGAAUUUGAGCCAACACAACCUCCAGUUCACCCUGGACACGCUCAAACUGCCGAAAGACUCGCUGACAAGCCCGCACGCCGCUAUCGAGCUGCUCGGGACCAUGGAGAACAUCGUGCGGAAUGUGUAUCGACGCGACGAGAUUCAAUCGAUGGCGAACGCGUUGAAACAGUUGCCGACGAUGGUUAUCGAUUUUGAAAAGUUUCGCACGCUCAACGAAAACGUGAAACAACUCGUCGCGACCGUGAGCAAUCUUGAUGCGGUGCCGACGGUCAUGCGAGCAUUCGGCUACCUUCCCCCGGGGAUCAAGAGCCUUCAGAGCUUGCGAGCAGCUCUUGAAGCAUUUGUGAAGCUCGCGAGGGUGUCGAAAAGUUUGGGACAUUUGAGAAAGAACGCGGCGGCUCUGGGAGUCGUCGCCGCGCGUGGAGGCACUUUUGAUCGGCUCCGCACCCUAUUCGCGUUUAUGGAUCAACUCGUGGCCGGUGCCCAAAGCCUCGAGCAUCUGAAACAUGUGCUCGAAUAUCUUGGAGUCGUCCCCCAGGAGGUGAAAUCACGCGAUCAGGCGCGACAGAUUGUGGACGCCAUCUCGGAGUUGGUGGACAAUUGCGAGACGGACGAUUGUAUCCAAAAGACGACCGACUUUCUGCGCGAGACGAACGAUAACUCGGAGAGCACAGAGGAGAUGCGCACCGCCCUCGAAAGCUAUGAAGACGUGGCGGAUCGGGUGCCCAAUCAGGAGGCGCUCGCCAGUCUUUUGGAUCGAACGCCCGUGUUCGGCGACGAGUACGGCGACGGCGAGGACCGGAACUUGUGGAAUAACGUGGACUACAUUGAGGGAUGGGCCAAGGACCAGAAGCGGAAGAACGAUGAUGAGAAGAAGAAGCAGCAGAGCACACAAAUCGCCGCGAAACCCGAACCGGAUGCCAAGCAGACUAUGCGAUCGCUCGCAAAAGUGAAAGAUAUGAAAGUGCCGAGCGCGGACUUUAACGCCGAUCUGGGCACCAUUUUGGCGGAGAUUAACGGGUUGCCACCGGGCGUCAAGUCCUACGAGGACAUGACCAAGUACGUUGAGAUGGUCAAGAAGUUUCCGAACAAGGAGGAGGGGCUCACCGACAUGGAGGAGUGUGCGAACGCGUUCGAACGAAUCGGCGACGGCGACAAGAUCAAGGAGUUUCUUCAGCUCGGCGAGGCAUUCAAAGGAUCGCCGACGGCGCUCGGUGGCGUCGCAAACAUUGUCGAAGGCAUUGGAUCCCAGGGGACCAUCCAACAGAUUCCUGAGUUGGUGCGAGGGAUCAAGAAGGCGCCGGCAGUUGCGCCGAAGCUCAAAGAGCUGCCCAAGUACAUUGCGGACAUUCAGAAGUUCCCCGGUGGAGUGCCUGCUCUUCCGGGCUUUAUGGAUCCACUGGCAGUGCUUGGUGGAUCCCUGGGACUCGGAACACUCAAAGAGCCGCGGCCACAGCUCGUGCGAAAGAUUCGCGAGACGCCCGACGCCAAAACGCAUCUGGGAAGCGUUGUGAGCGGUCUGAAGCCGCUCGCCAGGGCUCCAGAAGCUCCGAAAGGACUCCGAGCCCUUCAGAACUUUAAAAAAGACACCCCGGCCGAGAAUCGAGGAGUGCUCUCGAAUAUUGGAGGCAUUAUCAAGGGUCUAGCCUCGACGACGCCGUUUUCGGGCAUUUCGAGCCUCGGAAAAUCGAUAAAAGGCUUGCCAUACGGCGCCGCUACAGUAACCGGGCUCGGCGACGUGCUCGCGAACAUUGGCACGAUUCCGAACGCGUUGAACAGCGUCAAAGAGUUUCCGGUGGCGAUGCGGAUGCCCGGAUGCUCGGAACAAGGCGGUCGCAACUUUGAGGCGCUGAGGGAUCUGCUCAAGGAUCUGGGGGUGGAGAAGAGGAAAGUGGAGGCGAUCGAGGCAUUCAAGGCGGUCGGCGAUCAGUGGAGAGCGCUGCCGAACGGACCGGAAGACUUUGAGAACUUUGCGCGCAUUCUCGAGCCCGUGCAGAAGAUCCCCGGCGGACCGCGAGCCGUCAAAGAGAUUGGAAAGGUCCUGGAGGAGAUUGGAGUCGAAGAUCCGGACUUUAGGAUCCUGGACGACCUGGUUCCGAGCCUUGAUGACAUUUGGAAGGCCGCCGGCAAGACGCCAAUCAUUGAGGAGAUGGUCGACGGACUCGACGGGCUCGGCGAUGAGUUUGACGAGUUUCUGGCACUCAUGGAUCACUAUAAUGGACUUUCCAACUUUUGGGACUUUUUGAAGGGACUUUUGGAUGAGGUCGAAGCCACUACAGGUUGGUUUGAACAUUCAAAAAAGACCUGGCCAACGAGUAUAGUAACUUUUAGACGGCCCACCGGUUCCGCUGCCACUACCCGCUGAUCCACAGUCUACAAAGCCACCUCUACCUGUUCCCGGUGGUCCACAAGUUCCGCCUACAAAUCCGAACCCAACAGGCUCGUUUGAAACCUUAUAAAUCUCGUAAAAUGUUAUGUGAUCUUCAGGGACCCCCGCGCCAGUUCCAGUUCCUUCUCAAGGCCCGGCACAACCUGCAGGUACGGAUUUUUCUUUUAAACUUAAACUGAAGGUUUAUGAAAAAUUUUAGUGACCCCAAAUCCUGGUCAAGUUCCCAGCCAGGCGCCAGCGACCCAGGGACCGAGUGGUAGGAUUAUUGUAGUUGGAGAAACCAAAAAAUACGAUUUUUUAAGGUUCUGGAACUGGAGCACCUCUAGUUACUCGCGCAAGACCCCAGCAGCCGGGUUCCGCAACCCAGGACCCCCGGCUCCAAGCGACCCAACCGGCGGGACCAAAGCCUGCAAGCCCGAAUCCGUCUGCAACUCAACUGCCUCAAAUUGGUAGCGUAACCCAGAAGCCCGGACCUCGGGGUCCAACUGGUGCACCAGGAGCUUCAGGAGCUCCAGGAGCACCCGGAGCACCGGGUCCCACUGGAUCACCAGGGCGAUCGGGACCAACUCUGGCACCAGCAGCAGCAGCAACCAAAAACCCUGGACCGACGUGUAAGUUUGAGGCAAAAUAUCUGGGCUCCGAGAAAAUAUUUCGAAAAACGGUCAACUAAAAAGUUGUAGAGCGUGAAAUGAUCUUUCGAUUUGUUUUUUAACCUUUGCAAAAUCUCCUCAAACUGAUUAAGAAACGCAGCGUUUUGUGUUUUUCAGUGCCAAAACUCAUCGACUUCGAGAGAGGCGUCACAGACGACAUUGAAAAGGUGAUUGAGCACAUGUGCACGCUGAACGUGCUCGACAAAACGCGCAUAACCACCGAGCACCGUCGUCUCAUCGCCACGAAAUUCUUCGAAUUGCCCGAUCACCGCGAAAUGGAGAAGGAGCUGCUGAAGGUGCUCCCGCCGCUCAUCGACUUUGGCGGCAUUCCGAACGUUCACGAGUUUGUCGAGAAGUUGGAGCCGUUCCGUGACGCGCCCGACGUUUUGCCGCAGCUUCAGAAGGUUUUUGAGGCCCUUCCGACAGGAACACGGUCCGGCGGCCAGGGAUCAUCGGAGAGAUCCAAGGCGCACGACGCGAUGGACAAUAUCAACAAAAUGAUGAGGUGGAUGGGCGAAGAUAAGGAGCGGCACAAGACGUUUAGAGACAUGGGCGAUGUGUUUAGAGACCUAUCCGGUCUGGCCGACUCUUUUGGUGGUCCCGGCGGUCCGGGCGGAUCGUCGCCAUUCGACAUGCUCAAGGGCAAGCUCCCAAAGAGCCUGAACCCAAUGUCGAAGCUUCCGGAAGGAUUCAAAUCGCUGCUGGACGCGAAAUCCGGAAGGGAUCUGCUGAAGCAACUGCCCGGUGGACUCGGAAAUCUCGGCGACCUUGUGGACAUUAUGGGCGACUUGGACAAGGGCGGAAACGGAAAGAAUAUCGUCGCAAAACUUGGAGACACCUUCUCGAAGCUCACCGGAAUCGAUGGAGGCCUGGACAUUCUGGAUACGUUCUCCGAUCUACUCGGUCUGUUCGAUAGCGACAAGGAGGCGGGUGGAUUCUUGAAUUUAUUCGGGGACCUGGCCGGAAUGGUCGGCGACGUGGUCGGCGGCGCCGGUGGCAUCGCGGAUCUCUUUGGUUUCGUCGGAAAACUCGGAAAGUCGCCUCUCGACCUGGUGAAAGGCAUCGGAAGCUUGAUCCCCGGCGUCGGCACGGCCACAAAGGCGCUCGACUCGUUCGGCGGCAUCCUCGAAGGAAUCGGAAGUCUGUUCGGACUCGGAGGAGACGACGACAAGAGCGAUGAAGGUGGAGACGACGAGGAGAAGAACGACGACGGAUGCGGCUUUUUAGGUCUCGGAUGUGUCUUUGAUUUGGGCAAAAAAGUGCUCGGCGGACUGACGGGAACACUUGGCAAACUGCCGGGACUCGGCAAAAUUGUCAGCGGUGUCACCGGAGCGCUCGGAUCCCUCGGACCAAUCGGAAAAGCGUUGGGAAGUGUGAGCGGAGUGCUCGGAGCCGGCGGCGUCGGCGGGCUCAUCACUUCGGCCGCCUCGGCACUGGGACUCGGAGGAGCGGCGGCGAGCAUCGCCAGUUUUGCCGCCACCGCCGCGCCGUUUGUCGCCAUGUUCGGACGGCGGAAACGACGGUUCAUUUGGAUCGUGCCAGGCAUACCAAGUGCACCGAUCAUCAAACUGCCACCUGCUCGCCUCAGCGGUCCCCGAUCGUUCAUGCAUCUCGUCUAUUGGCUGUCUCAACUCCUCCAACUGCUCGCCACGCCCGAUCCGGUCUUCACCUCGAGCCGCUGGCUCCUUCCGUGGGCGCAACCGCUGUGGAGACCGCCCGUCUUGCACUGGGGCAUGUUCGUCGUACAGCACAACUCGAUGAACGACGCGAUUCUUCAUCUUCGGUGCAUUCUCGACGCGCAAAAGUAUUGUCCGAGUGCCCUUCCGCCGACGCCUCCUCUUGUGCCACUCGAAAACCUGACGACGUGGCUCCGACCGGCGGAACCACCGGCUCCGCCACGGCCCUGGUCUGGCCAACAAGCGCCGAUCGUUCCGAUUGUGGUGCCGGUGCCGGUGACGAUUCGAGUUCCGAUUGUGGUGCCGGUCCCGUAUACUGUUCCUAUUGCUGUUCCGAAUCCGAUUCCGAUUCCGUCACUUGGACCCUCAGGACCAACUCUUGCACCUCUACCGGGACCUGGACCUGGACCCGGUUUACCAACCCUUACACCUUCUCUGGGACCGUCACAGCCACCCGCGACUAUGGUCCCUGCCACAACAACGGAUCCUAGACAGAAGAGUACGGUGGAAGCGAGUACACGCUCCCAACCGUCUGGGACCACUCCUAUCUCUUCCUGGACCACGGAUCCUUUGAUCAAGGAUCCUCGGACCAUGGAUCCUCGGACCACGGAUCCUCGGACCACGGAUCCUCGGACCAUGGAUCCUCGGACCACGGAUCCUCGGACCAUGGAUCCUCAGACCACGGAUCCUCGGACCAUGGAUCCUCGGACCACGGAUCCUCGGACCAUGGAUCCUCGGACCACGGAUCCUCAGACCACGGAUCCUCGGACCACGGAUCCUUUGAUCAAGGAUCCUCGGACCACGGAUCCUCAGACCACGGAUCCUCGGACCACGGAUCCUUUGAUCAAGGAUCCUCGGACCACGGAUCCUCGCACCACGGAUCCUCAGACCACGGAUCCUCGGACCACGGAUCCUUUGACUCUGCCGCCACCUUGGACCACUUUUGGAGCAAGUUUGGCGCGUUCUCAGCCAACGACUGUGUCUGCAGAAACACACGGAUCCACAAGGACCACCAACGUCAAGCCCAACUCGAAGCCCGGCUCACUUCAACCACCACAAACCUCAACAGAUCGUUCUCGAAAUGUCGCAUCGGCCGAAGCGCUGAUCGGCACGUGGAAAUGCGCGGAAGGCGGAAACGCGACGUGCGCGGAAAUUUGCGACGAGCUCCGGAAAGCGGUGAAAUCGGAGGACAAAGGGUGAUUUUUUAUACAGAAAUUGACGAACCCAACUGUUUAGGGGACUCGGAAUUGUCAAAAUUGUGCUCACGUGCACCGCCUGUCUUCUCUUCCUCACCAUUGCCGCCAUCACGCUGCUUAGUUGCUGGAGGAAUUGUGAGUUGUGUGGGGGAGGGGGAGGGAUUACUGUAGUUGGGUACUGUAACUAACACUCUGAGCUUUAGUGAACUUUCCGGGAACCUUUCGGAACAAUUUUGAUCAUUCUUCAACCUCAAAAGUCUUCCGGAAUUUUGUUUAACCAUUUCCGAACCCCACCCUACCUGAAACAUUUGUAGUGAAAGAGAAACGUGCUCAAAAGAGCAAAGAAGAGGCGGACGACGUUGAAAUUGCGUUUGACGCGUCCGCGGAGCCCGGCGGAUCGCUCGAGCCGCUGAGCAAGGAAUCAAAGGGAUCGAAAGGAUCGGCGAGCCAAGAGACUGGCACUAAAACGAAAUCGAGCAGAAAUGCGAAGAAGAAAGAGCCGAAGAAAGGUGAGCGCGUGGCCAUGGCCUCCCGAAUCCAAUUUGUUUCUUUUUUUUUGUCACAGGCGACAAGGCACCGGAGAAGACGAAGAAGAAGAAGAAGAAGAAGAAGGAGAGCAAAACGAAAAGGACGAACGCGCCGAGGAAAGCGAAAAAGACAAAGAUCGGAACGCAUUUGAUUGCUAUUUGA